AUACGGCUAGCGUAGCCAACAAGAAAAUAAACAAUUUCCAUUGGUUUUUUAAUACAUUCUGUUCGGUAUCGAUUUAUAUAUUCUGGUUGUAUUUUAAAUACGCAUAAGGGUAAUUCUUAUAAAAUGACUAUUUUAACAAAGCCUAGUAUAAUCCUGAAGAAGUCUGAUGUGACGGAGUCUCCAUUGGUUCAUGAUACGACCAUUUGCGAUGAGGAUAAAGUGGAGGUGCAUAUGCCACCGGUCUACUGGAGUCAGAAGAAGCGUUCUAAUGGUCUACUGUGCAUGUCGAUGAUCGCACUGCUGAUGGCUGUCACGGGCAUCAUCAGCGGGCUGCUGCUGUACCGCCAGUACUUACGCACCAACAUCGUCCACCGCUACCAGGGAUUCUGCUCCAUUCCAAGGGAACCUAAGCCAGAUGCACAGCUGCGCUGGCACUCGGACCCUGACCCAGAUGUGCAGGUGUUCAGCACCACCGAAACUGACAAUGAUGUGGACGACCUGCUCGAGCGUCUCGAGAUUGAUGAUGACUUUGAACGGAUCAUAGUGAUUGAUAGUGGCCGCAACGUUGAGUUCAUCCAUAACUUCAAUAUUAACAUGACUGGUAUCGUGGACAAGGACCGGUGCUUCUUCAUGCCGCUGGAGACGUCGCUGGUGCUGCCGCCGCCGCAGCUGCUGGCCGGCGUGGGCGCCGCCGGCGGCUGGGACGUGUCGCGCGUGCGCAGCGCGCUGCUCGCCGCCCUGCCCCCCGCGCCCCCCGCCGGCCUGCUGCGCACCAUGCGCACCGCCUGCCGCCCGCGCACCUCCUACAUGCUGCGGCCCGCCGACCUGCUCGUCCGCAAGCGGUCAGUGGACGAGCCCCAGCACGACUACAUCCAGUUCGCGGGGCAGCACAUCCAGGAGAUCCAGAUCAGCAACAUGGCCGAGCUGCUCGAGUACGAGCGCAACCACGCUUAGAGCAUCGGCCCUCACGUGGCGGACGACAUCGCACCACCACACAUCGUACCGACCACACCACACACAGUUAUGACUCUUGAUAUCGUCAAACUAAUUUACAAAUUAUAAAUUUUACAAUAAUUUGACAUGUACAAAAUUCUCUUUAUUCUCUUAUUCUCCUUUAACUGAGUUUGUAAAACUAAUCAUUUAAUAAUUUGACAUUUGCAAAAAUAAUAUUUAUAUGCUGAGGUUAAUUUGGUCCUACCAGAUUUCAAAUUAUCAAUUUUACAAUAAUUUAACAUUU
This is a messenger RNA of Achroia grisella, 1237 nucleotides long. RefSeq names its product integral membrane protein 2A-like. Gene Ontology annotation, cellular component: Golgi apparatus; plasma membrane; extracellular exosome. The transcript has 5 exons. Gene Ontology annotation, biological process: negative regulation of amyloid precursor protein biosynthetic process. The record is from RefSeq and is a predicted model, not a curated record. Gene Ontology annotation, molecular function: amyloid-beta binding. Lineage: Eukaryota; Metazoa; Arthropoda; Insecta; Lepidoptera; Pyralidae. The coding region runs from base 124 to 954 and encodes 276 amino acids.